AUGGUGUCAGAUGAACGCUCAGUGGAUGAGGAGAUCCGCAGCGCGUCUCGACAUAAGAAGUGUGAUGAAACUCGGCCCGCUUGUCUUAUGUGCACUCGUGGUGGACGUGUAUGUCAAGGGUAUACGGCACCACCCGAUAAAAGAACCCGUGAAGUGCGAGACGCGCGCACCGUGAGGACAAAUGGUGGGGCUCUAAGCAUUGUACAUGUGGGUCAGCAACAAGCCCAAUCCGCUGGUUUGGUCUAUGUGCUUGAUGGGAGUCAAGUUGGCUUGUCGCGGAUGGAACGUGACUAUUUGUAUUCGUUCCGUUCGUAUACUGCUGGCCAGUGCGCUGGAUACCACUUCGACCCAUUCUGGCAGGUACUUGUCCAUCAAGUCAGUGAAUCUUGCCCCGAGGUCCGCCACGCAGCUAUUGGUAUCGGUGCCUUGCAUCGUAGAUUUUCGAACCCCGAUUCUAACCGGAAUGACAUUUUCCCAAUACGGCAGUCCACAAAGGCCAUUGCUUGUCUCCGCAAGGCUAUGAUGAAAGGCGACCAAUCGGAUCCCUCGGCCACGGAGAAGAUCCUGGUGGCCUGUGUUGUUCUAGUUACAUUCGCUCUAUUCCAAGGGGAUGUUGAUGCCGUUCGCUGUCAUCUGCAAGCUGGCACUAAACUCCUUUGGGAGUGGAGAAAGAAAAAUCCCAAGAGCCCAGCUGCUUCGAUUUUAUUACAUACAUUCAUACAGCUCCAUAUUCAUUGGGCAAGCGCUACGAGACUCCAGGAUUAUCUGGGGGGAGACUAUCCCUAUCUUCAAGAACUUAUCCAUGAUAACCUCGUCGAUAUCUCUGCACAUCCCGAUGAACUGUCAAGAGCGACUAUGCUGGUGUCUGUUCAAUGUUGGGCAUUGAUGUUCAGUGAUCCUGUGUCCUUUGACCCACUGAACCCCAAUCUGUCUCGAGGAUUUGUAUGGGACACCCCCGCGAAUAAGGUUCAUCGACUAAAAACGCAAGUGGAGGAGUGUAGUGCUCUUCACAGAAAGACUGCCUCCCCCACAAAGCUUCGUGCGUUCAUGGUCGUCCAGAUGCAGAUUGAGAUGAUGCAAGUUAUCCUCGCGUCAACAACAUUUUCAGGCUCGGAAACAGAAUGGGACCCUCUCUGUCCACAUUUCAAACGUGUUGUCGAUAAAGCAGAAGUGUUAUUGAGUAAUUUCAAUCACUUGCCCGACCCAUUAUUUUCUGUCAAAGAAGGAUUCCUGGGAUCCCUCAUGUUCUGUGGGCUCAAAUGUCGGGACUGGACGGUUCGGCAGAAAGUGUUGGGUAUCUGCCAAAAGUACAAUCGACGCGAGGGAAUGUUUUCUACCGCCGAAGCUGUUCUCCUAUUACAGACUGUCUACGAUUUUGAGUCUGCGGGGAUUCCACCGGGAGAGUAUAUACCCGAGUCCGCUCGUGUACCUCAAGCAUACAUCGCCGAACAUCCCAACCUUUCGAAAUUCAACACCAAAAGUUACAUCAAAUAUUGUGAUAGGGAUGGGAAUUGGUACAGUAAAUGGCUGUCACCUUGA
Messenger RNA from Penicillium expansum, 1539 nucleotides. Its product is annotated as Zn(II)2Cys6 transcription factor. Gene Ontology annotation, molecular function: DNA-binding transcription factor activity, RNA polymerase II-specific; zinc ion binding. Bases 1 to 1539 code for a protein of 512 amino acids. Gene Ontology annotation, biological process: regulation of DNA-templated transcription. The transcript has 2 exons. The record is from RefSeq and is a predicted model, not a curated record. NCBI's taxonomy places the organism in Eukaryota, Fungi, Ascomycota, Eurotiomycetes, Eurotiales, Aspergillaceae.